This is a messenger RNA of Chara braunii, 8958 nucleotides long. NCBI's taxonomy places the organism in Eukaryota, Viridiplantae, Streptophyta, Charophyceae, Charales, Characeae. The record is from the annotation of a GenBank genome assembly.
GGGCAUGGACGGACCUUGAACCAGCAUAUCAAACCAUGAUGCUGGAUGAGAAAGACGCGUUCCUAUGGAUAGAGACAGUAUGAGCUAAUGUUAGCUUGACAAGGUUGUCACCAAGUUUAAUGGAUUUGGAGUUCCGGGGAACAGUGGAAGCUCGGGGGUGGGUCUACUUGUCGCUAGAUGGGAAAAAUGCUAUGGUCAUAGAAUUGACACUCGGGAAUGCGCCGAGCGAAUUGUUUAAGAAGGCGGAAGCGGAGGUCGUGUGGGCUGCGUGUCAGCGAAGCGAGAUGGAAAUGGAAAGGGUAGAUGUGCGGGUGGAACUUGGGGAUAGGGGAAGCAUGAGGCGACCCGUAAGAACCAUGCGAUGUGUGCUGCCUCCCUUCCUAGUGGAUGCGGUUUUCGGAACUCGGAGCAGGCUAGUACGAAUAUGUCAGUCCAUGACGAACCUCGGGCUAUACCAAUGCGCUAGGCAAGAUUUAUUUCGGUUGUCAGUAGAAAUGGGGCCGUCUGAGGGGAACUGGGUGGACGAACUGGCCGAGAUACUAAGCUGAAAGGGGAAGAUGACUAGAGAAGAAAGGAUGAUGGAAUACCCCUUCAAAGGCUGGGAACCACGGCGACUUAGAGGAGGAAUAGAAAUGCCUAUACCAAUAGGGAACGGAUGGAGAGGGACCACGUGCGAUUGGAUUGGGUUUGAGGUUGCCCGGGACUUGUCAUAUGUAUGGAUAGAGCGAAUUUGGAACCCGAUAAGGGAAGAGGAAGGUUGGGAUGAUUUAGCAGAGGGAAAAGUGGAGUCAGUCGGAACGAUUGUCCUUUCUGAGGAUGGAUGGCACCUGUUUUGCACUAUGUUAGCCAUGGGGCAGGACCUGAUGUGGCUUCUAGAGGAUGCAGAGGCGCGAACCCGGAAGGAAGGCAAGAGGUUCGCCAAUGAAGGGUGGGACGAAGUUAGCAACAAAGUUGUGAUGGGAGGAUGGAAAGAACUCAGGCCUCUCUACCUGCGCAUAACAGCUUGGGUACCCGAGUUCGUGGCUGACUGGUUCGGGGGUUUUGAGUGCAUAGCAGACGUAGCCGACUCCAUGAGGAAAGUACACAUAGAAUGUGUCUGGCUGACCGAGGAGUUCUAUAGGUUCUCCUUAAAGUAUGGGCCCUUCUACGGGGAUAAGGUCGGUGAGGUCAUCACCAUCCUGAGAAUAGGCAAGUACGACCGCCUAGAAAUCAUGAGGUUCCUCAUCGAGAGCGGGAUGCCGUUCAACUGUGCGAAGCUCGAAAGCUUCAAGCGCAUGUUCACGAUGAUCAUCCCGCCGGGGAUUCCCGGGGCGCCCACUCCUAAACUCCCCACCUACCACAUGCUGCGCACGACCCUCUUGGACGAGCUGGAUGCCGAGGUCGAGAAGUGUGUUCACCCUGGUGAAGUCCCUGGACGUGAACUUGAGCGACAUCACAGCGUUCGUGACGGACUCCGCAGGGUGAAUGUUGCGGCGAUGGACGUUUUCCAGAAGGAUGAGAGCGUCAAACACAUCUUCUGGAUUCCGUGCGUCGCCCAUGUCAUGGACCUCAUUCUCGAGGACAUCGGCGGGAUUGAUUGGGUGGCUUCCCACAUAGCUCAGGCGAGGCUGGUGACGAGGUUCUUUAAGCGCCAUGGCCACGCGCGAGAGAUUCUGGAGGGGCACUCGAAGAAGACUCUUUUGCUACCGACAGAGACGCGUUUUGGAACGAACGUCAUCAUGAUGGAGAGGCUGGUGGACCUGCGGGGAGAGCUGACGAAGGUUAUAGGCGACAAACGCUGGCGUGAGAUGGUUUGGUCCACCAAUAAGAUCCGCAAGGACGCUACGGAGGUUACUGCGUGCAUCGGGUCUCCUCCGUGGUGGGAGGAUCUGAUAGCUCUGUAUAACAUGUUGCAGCCAAUCAUAGACAUGUUGAGGUUGGUGGACAGCGACACGCGCCUGAUCAGCAAGAUUUUGCGCCGUUAUGAGGUAAUGAUUGCAUCUUGUUUGUCCGCUUGCAAGGACAUCGAUCGGGAACAGCAGGAUGCUAUUCUGGAGGUGUUUGCCAGGCGACGCACCAUGUUCCGGACCCCUGCCCACACAACAGCCAUGUUGUUGGAUCCCGAGUUCCGGGACCCAACGCUUAUUGACGAUGAUGAGGUGCAGCAGGCGUUGGUCGAGGCCCUUGUCCAGUUUGGCUACCCGAAGGGAUCGCCGCAGCACCGGGAGGUCCGUCGAGGCGUUGGCAAGUUCCACACAGGGGAGCCGCCUUUCGAUGACGUCACCAUGCGGCGGGCGGUGGAUACCUUUGACCAUCCUGCCAGUUUUUGGUCGUCGAAGAGUGCGAAGUUUCCUCACACGGCCGUGUUCGCCGGCAGGAUCCUCCGCAUUUGGGCGACAGCGUCACCGUGCGAGAGAGCCUGGUCUCGCUGGAGCUUCAUUCAUUCAAAGUCUCGGAACAGGUUGGAGGUCUCUCGGGCUGAGAAGCUUGUCAGGUGCCACUGGAACCUCAGGCUGCUCGAUAGACCUGCGUUGCAUGAGGAUGGAACUGGUGAGAGGUCCGACAUCUUCGGGAAGUGGUUGCAUUAUUGGCAGGCCGUGGAGGACGAGGUCCCCGUGGAUCAUCAGCUCGUCAGAGGCAGUGGAGCACGGGUGAUGGGGCGAGGCAUGGACGACGAUGUUGGUCACGGUGGUCGCACCAUGACUCGCAUGACUGCCAUCGUUUUGAAGCGGUUGAGACGCGGGGGCAGAUGGGAUGACAGCAUUGCAUCUCGUGUGCGUAGACGUCGUGUGCACGUCGUGACCAGGACAGAGGCACAUGUCAUGCAGCAGGACCCGGUCGUCAUGUCGGAGGAUGACAUGGGUGAUCAUCCCGCGUCGUUGGCGCAGGAGGAAAGUGGAGCGGUGGUCACUCGUCCCCGGUCGCCGGAGCCGGCUGUCGGCACCGCGGAGGAGACGCAGCUCCAUCGCAUGCCUUCCACAGAUGUUGUCACUUGCGCGGACGGGGCGCCUAGGGCGGAGGUCGCCCCCGCAGGAGUGGGUUUGGAGGACGGGGAGGCACCACCCCCUCCCACGACAGGCGGUGGUUUAGAGGACGGAGAGGUGGCACAUACUCCCGCUUGUGCCCAGGAUGGUCUCGAGUCUGUACGCUACAGUAGAGAGGAGGUGGCGCGUGCGCUGGCGAGCUACGGUUACCGCGCUGAGGAUAUCCACGACACAUUGGCGGGAUACCCAGACAGGUUGCAGCAGGGCGUCGGGCUCCAUUGCCCGCACGGCAGUCUUCCGCGCACUGAUGAGUUACUGGCCAUCGACGCAGCCUUGGCAUGUCUGCCCGAAAUAUCGAUUUUGAUAUCUCCCAGUUUGCCAGACGUGGCGCCACCAAAGGCUGCUCCGCUGGAUGAGACGCAUCACGACACAGGAUCCGACGCGGUCAGCAACGACACGAGACUGCAUCCUUCAGAGGUCCACAGCUCCCCCGCUGGUUUUCAUGUGGGAGGCCCGUGGGCUGUGGAGCAGGGGUUGGCGGAUGAGGUGGCACGGAACCGCCGUGGUGGGCCGCGCGUCACAGCGCAACGCAGUCUGGGAGAGUCAUUAGAGGCAGCAUCCGCGGAUCAUGUGGCGCCUGGGGGUCGUGAGCCCCACCCGGGCCCGACGGCGACGACAGAGGCGCAGGUUCCGGGGGUCGUUCGGUCGGGAGGACGCGAGGGCGUGGGGCGGGAUCUGGCUCAGCCACGGAGCGCAGCUGAUGGUCAGCCCAUCGACGGGGACAGUGAGCAUGGCGGGUCAUCGACCACACACCCUGCUGCUGGCGGGCCCAUCGCACAUGGUGUUCGAGGCGGGCAUGCAGGUGACCCCCGACCGCAUCUGCUGGGGAUUUGUCCACCACCCCCGCACCCCCCCGCUGUCGACCCCGCCGCCCUCGACUUGGAUGCGCGUUGUGCAUUGUCGACGAUGUCUUUCUACGAUGGCGCGUGCACGGACCGGAGGGCGGGCGAUACGGGACAUUCAUCAGCAUGUGGACCAACGGAUGUGCCCGCGGGCUUGCGGUUGAUAGGCCACGUCGAUGGCAGUUGUCACGAGUCCAUGAGAGCUUUCGAGGAGCGGCAUGGGAGGCCCAUACGGGCCAAGACACAGGACGUCCAUGACACCAGGAUGGCAACUGCGAGGCUAUCUCGAGCUAGGAAGAAGGGGACAGGUAUGUCGAUUCCGUAUCACCGGCGCCGCCUGCCACCUAUUUUUCGCUACAGAGAUCAGUCCAGACAGAUGUCGACAGCUGCUGACGGAAAAGCACGGGCAGACGGGGGUGACGAUGUGGAUGGACCACGGCGAGGCGAGAAGAGACGAGGCGGCUAUAGCAUCAUACAUGAUGACAGUUCCACAACCGUUGAGGCUGGCGAGACCACAGGGGCCGACGAUCCUAAUGACUCCGAUUACGUGCCGAGGUUCCGGAUGGCAGAUGGAGAUGACGCGGAUGCCAAGAAAAAGUUGACGUUUGAUGGGGCGAACAUCACGCAAUUCCUGAUAGAUUACGAGAACCCGGUUGCGCUGUUGAAAUUGACCGAAGAGGAGAAGAUGGACCACCUGGGACAACAUGUGUCUUUGAGCCUAGGACGGGACAUAAUGGCCAUCGUAGCCGCAAGCCGAUCUUGGAAAGAAACCCGGGAUGUGAUGAUGAGAAAGUAUCUGGCAACAGAAAAGAUGGCAACGGAGAGCGAUUUAGCGGUAGUCCAGAGAAAGAACUUCGCAAUGAACAAUGAUUUCCUACGGGAGUUUACUUUGGUAGCACUAAAAAUCCGCGGGGUUACGGAUCGAAUAAUGAGUAAGUAUUUCCUCAGACAGUUCUCCGAGUUCGACAAGGACAAGAUCCUGUCGGCUUACCAACAGACGAGCAAAUUUGUAAACACCAGGGACAUUGAUUUCAGUACGGUAACGGAUCUGGCCGAAAAGACGGUAGUGACCGAGACAUUGGCCUUGGUUAAGGAAGGGGAGAUUAUAGACUUGACCAGUAGGACGGGCAACAAGGUAAAAAAGGGGAUUGAAAGCCUACACAAACAGGUGCACGGAGUCGACGACAAGAUUGAAAGGAUGGAGAGCGCGCUACUAGUUAUGCAGCCGCAAGUAUCCCGUCCCCCCCUUCCGCCCCAGGAAGCAGUACUUCCGCCAGGGGUGGCCAAUCGUGGAUUCGGACGGAGAGAUCCCGCUAACGAGCAAUGCAAGCACUGUAUCGCGAUAGGACAUUAUGUGCGCACGUGCCCAAAGCUCAACCAUGAUAUUCUAAAAAGAAGGUGUACCAGGUCAUUAAAGGGGGAGAUAUUUGGACCACAAGGGGAACGGGUGAACUGGAACUCACCAGGAGGGAUGCGGCGAGUUAUUAUCAUGCUCAACGGGCUAGAGAUAACAGCCGUAGAAGCCGAACCGGUGGGCAAGAUCAUCUGGGAUCAACGCCAGGGGCGCGGGCCGCAGGUCAAUUUCGUUUUGGAAAACGAUGGACAUGAUAGGGUGAACGCGAGUACUCGGCUAGGGACGGUUGGGAGAAGGAUUAACCGUGACACCGUGAUGGAGGAGGUUGCUGGAAGUUCGGAACCCCGAGCAGAGCCUGAGGCUGAGGAACCGGAAAAGGUCUAUGGGAAACCUAGGGAAGAGGAGCCUACAGACAAAGUUUCCGCUGCCAAGAAGAAGUUUAGGUACCAAAUCUCGAUUUUAUCCUUACCUGAGAUCGAUGACACCAUUAGCAAGUUACUAGGGACCAUGGUGUCGGUGUCUUUUCAGACUAUGCUGCAGGCUAGCCGUAGGUUGCUCAAAGGGCUUAGACAACUGUUGACCCGGGGGCGAGUAGAAAUAAGCGACAACCCCGAACUACCUGAAGGGGAGAGGGAGGAGGAAGUUCCACAAGAAGUAGCUAACCUUCAGAGGAGUCGCGGGGACUUGGAGGAUCUUGAGAAAGCUUUUGCGAACAUUCGUUUGAGUUUGCCCGACCGAGAGGGCGGCGAGGUCAUGAGGUCACCUCCCAGGAAAAAGCUUAGCUUUCAUGCACUGCCCGUAGGGAAGCUGAAAAUCCAGGUUGGAACUCAUCAUACCGACGCGUUAGUAGACGGGGGGGCAGAAAUCACCCUUAUAAGAAGAGAUUUCGCAACGAUCACGGGAUGUACGGUAAACAAGGAAGUAACAGAGAGCAUCCGGGGGGCUGGCGGGGAAAUCUCGUUCGCUGGGCACGUCACGAAGUGUGUUGUAAAGGCAGGGGUCAGGGAAUCAAUCUGGUCAUUUCAGCGGAUGACCGUAAUGGAGGAAAUGGAUCACGACAUAAUCCUCGGGAGACCGUGGUGCGCGAACGUAGAGAUGAUAGACAUGCACUUGCACGAUGGCUCAUACAUGGUAGACAUAGAGGACCCGGUAACCGGCCGGGGAGAGCUCCUCCGACUCCUUGGAACGGGAGGAGACCCCCCAAGGGGGAAAUUGGCAACAUGGUCGCCGUCAUUCGAGGAUAGCACGCGAAAAGGGGCUUUCACACGAAUGGAGGGUAUGAAAAAAAGGGUAGAAAUCAUGAUUGAGGAAGCGUUCAACAAGGAGUGGAUCAAGAUGGGCCUGCCCCAGAAGAAGAGGAGGCAGGAGGACGAAGUCCUAGGUGUUAUGGUAGCAGAAAAGGAGUCAGAGGUCGAACUUGGUACUAGCCUGCCCAAACGGAAAGAAGUGCUCGUAGACAUGUCGGAAAUCGCACUCGAGAUCCCCGAUCUAUUGCAAGUCAUCAAGGCCCUCAGAUACCACAAGAAGGGACGAGUGGAUGCGAAGUUGAUCCCUCCGGUCAGAAUCCACACGGUAGAACAUGAGUGCUGGAAUGACAAGGGUCCAUCCUAUGAAUUUGGGAUAGCGGGAGAGGUAACAGACCUCCUCCGAGCAAAGAUGGACUCCUUCGUUGCGGAGCCUACGGCAUCGCCAUACGCAAAUCAGUGGUUCGUCUUUCGGAAGCCUAACAAGACACUAAGGUGGAUUCAGGACCUGCAAAAGUUGAAUGCGGCAACCAUCCGGGAUGCUGGCUCGCUACCUUUGGCUGACUUAUUAGCAGAAUCGCACGCCGGUCGGAGCAUUUACUCCCUGAUAGAUCUGGACUCAGGGUAUGACCAGCUUCCAUUGGAUGUUCGGGACAGGCCAUACACCGCUAUGCACACCCCCGUAGGCCAGCUACAGAUGCAGGUGACACCUAUGGGAUUCACAAACGCGGUGGCCGAAGCGCAACGCAGGAUGCUCACCGUGGCCGGGGACAUGUUUCCAGAAAAAUGUGAACCUUACAUCGAUGACAAUCCGAUCAAAGGCACGCCGGAAAAGGACGAGACGGAAGUCCAGCCAGGGAUCCGACGUUUUGUGUGGGACCACCUGCAGGACAUCAACGACUUACUCCGCCGAUUCCUAGUAUACAACAUUACGGCUAGUGGACCAAAGAGUAUCAUAGCAGUACCGGAGGUAACUAUACUAGGAUUUCGUUGCGGUGCUUACGGCAGGAAGCCGGAUCCGGCAAAGACCGACAAGAUAUCGCAGUGGCCGACGCCACUACGUACGACGACGGAGGUAAGGGCAUUUCUAGGCGUGGUUGGCUUUUGGAGGAUCUUUAUUAAGAACUUUGCCAAGAUCGCUGAGCCUAUCCGGGCUAUGGAUUGGACGGAGGAGCUGGAAGGAGCUGUCCAAAGACUCAAGGACAUAUUGACAUCUGAGACAGUCGCCCUGUUCGCGCCUUGUUUUAAUGACGAAGUGGGACGACCCUUCAUCCUAGAAACGGAUGGAGGACCUUUGGCCGUAGGAGGUGUGUUGAUCCAAAGGGAUGAGGGAGGAAAAGAGAGGCCGAUUACAUUCGAAAGUAGAACCCUGAACUCCGCAAAACGGCAGUACUCGCAAUUAAAGAAGGAAAUCAUAGCCAUCCUGCAUUGCCUUAAGACCUUCCAGGCCUACCUAUUUGGGAGGCGGUUCAUCUUAAGGAUCGAUCCGACGAAUGUCGCAGGGGCCCUAAAGAAUUACAGGCCUAUAGAUCCAAUGGUAGGGAGAUGGGUAAGAUUCAUAUGGCAGUUCGAUUACAAGAUCGAACGGAUUGCUGGAAUCCGCAACAAGGCAGAUGGGCUGAGUCAGUAUAUCCUAGAUGCACGAGACAACUUGAGUGGGUUCGUGGAGGCUGUCACCCUCAAGAAAAAGACAGGAAGGAGUGUGGCGGACUGGAUAAAAGACUUCUACUUAAGGCAAGCGUUCGUGAGGAGGUUUAUAGCAGACAAUGAGACGGAAUUUGUGAACCAAGAAGUAUUUGGGAUGCUUAAGAGACUCUGCGUACCGAUCAAACUCAUCGAGCCGUAUCACCCUGAGGCCAAUGCACUGGUGGAAAGGGGGCACCGAACCUUGAAGAACACGAUUGCAAAACUCGCAGCAGACCAUCUGGGGAACUGGCCUAGGUAUCUUAAGCAGGCUGUCUUUGCAGAGAAUAUGACUCCUAAAAGGACAACAGGAUGUAUCCCGACAGAGCUUUGGUACGGAAGAGAGAUCGACUUUCAUGUGGAAGCUUUGGUACCUGCAUGGAAUAGGUUAGAUGAUGAUCCGCAAAUGACCACUGAAGAGUUAAUCGAGGCAAGAUGUCAACAAAUCCUUAAGAAUGAGGAGGUCAUGGAAGACAUCGCCAGUCGGGCGUUGGACAGCAGAAUGAGGGACAAAGCAAGAUGGGACCAGGUUAAGAAUGUCAGAAAGGAGCCUCUUCAGGUGGGGGAGAUGGUACUGCUAAGGAACUCGGCACUAGAAAGUACUUGGUCGAGACAGUUGGGAAGGAGGUUCAAAGGCCCCUACCAGGUCGCCAACCGGGUGGGACUGAACACCUUCGAACUGGAAGAUUUGGAUGAAACUGGAUUGAAAGGGCCCUUCCCAGGGCAAUGACUGGUCAGGUUUCUAAAUCGGGACCCAGUGGAACAAUGGCUUCAGGAGGCCGAAGAUAAGGAAACAGAAGAGCCACAAGCUA